Cantharellus anzutake is the source of this 1114-nucleotide messenger RNA. RefSeq lists its product as uncharacterized. The record is from RefSeq and is a predicted model, not a curated record. The coding region runs from base 287 to 1042 and encodes 251 amino acids. The transcript has a single exon. Lineage: Eukaryota; Fungi; Basidiomycota; Agaricomycetes; Cantharellales; Hydnaceae.
AGCAUCGUCGUCCGAGCCAGAAGAGGUGGAAAGAUGGGCAAGGAAAAACAAUCCGAACAUGUUUUACAUGAAAAGAUGGAGCUGGCAAAAAGUGUGUGUAUCCCGGUAAGCCGCCAGUUGUGUAGGUAGAGGCCUAGUAGUGCUCAUCUCUCCCAGCGGUUAUGCGAAGGAGCAGAGGGUUGAUGAUGAAGCUUGGCGUGUUGCGUUCAUAACGUAUGGGGGCUCGGCGAGGCAGUUACUCGAUCGUACGCAAGAGCAGGUAGAUAUCGACUUCGACUCGGCUAUUAUGGGAUGCACUCCCAUCUCCCUCUUCCAGCAAGCGGUGACACAUGAAGCCAAGAAAUAUCACCACCAUCUGGUAGAAAUCAAUCCCUUCCAAGACGAGAAUGGUCACGCAGAUGAUUUCCCUCUUUAUUUUCAACAAGCUCAUGAAAAACAAAUGGUCGAAAGUUUGGCCCAGUACUUCUACGAUUAUAUAAGGGAGCCCUCUACACCCUCCACAACCGGUCUGAUGUUCGAAACUGUCGGGCAUGUCUACACCCUCGAAAAAACUAAAGCUGCCCUUCACGUACUAGGACUCGAAGACGGCAACAAAAAACUAUUCCAUUUGGAACACAUCGACAAUGAGAAGGUGGAGGCACUCUCCGGUUUUCCAGUGGAUAAGGUCCCUUGUCUGGAUGCCGCCAAGUACUACCGACCGGUUCCUGGGGACCUGCCUGGUAUCGACUCGUUCGCUUUCGAAAGGGAUGAGAACCACACCAUCACCGGUGUUGUCAUGUUUCAGUACAUGAUUUCUCCACGACACCCAGUCAAGGAACCUCACAUUAACAGGCUUUGGGAUGUGCUGCAGAAACAACACAAGGGGGCGUGGCAAUGGAAGAUCAUAUUUGUCAUCCCAAAGAAAUCGUUCAGUGAACGGAUGCCCGCGAAGGCCUUGACAACAGUGUUGUCGCAAUUUGUGCUGGAAAUUGAUGUGGUGGAUAUGUGGGAGACCUUGAAAGAUAACGUUGAUACGCACAAUUUAUGGGACUUUCCCUGUUGAUAUGGUGUUGGAACACUGACAUCUCCGAUGUAACACUCCGUAACACUCUAAGCAUUGUAAUGCCAAUAACUG